AGCCGUCUGCAUCAUUUUGUAAACAUUGAAUGACAUCAAGCACACGUGUCAAAUUGCGAGAGUCUGUAUAGAAUGAAUUCGGACAUGGAAAUUCGAAAAAUGCCUAUUACGGUGCGAUUACGACUUUCUUCAAUGUUGGACAUAAACAACAGUUGGAAAAUCGUGAUGGGUGCUAUUCCUAAACUGAAUGGAGACGUGGAAACCAAAAAGUUUUCUUCUGAACAUGUUGAUUGAAGAGGAAGCCAAAAGACAAAAAAAGUCUGCUUUUGAUAUCCUAAUUGAUGAAUGGGGAACAAGUGGUAAACAGAGACCAACUGUUCGGGAACUUGUUAAACUUCUUGCAAAAUUAGAACUCUAUCAAGCUGCAGAUUAUCUGUCGACAGAUCUUCUUGGUGAAGAUCCGGUGGAAAGGCCUGCAAAUGGACCUUCAGCAAAUGUACCGUCAAGCACUGAAGACAUCAAUUUCCUGCAGACUACGUCUCAUUCAAUUCAAGCAGGAAUAUUAGAGGCAACAAAUGAACACAUCAAUCAAAGAUUUUUUGAGAAAAAAAUGCCUUUUUCUCCACCAGAAGUGGACAAAUUUGAUACAACCCUACCUCAUUUAUCCUAUGCUGAUUUAGAAUACUUAACAAAUGAUUUUGAUUUAAAUCCAGUUUCUCAAGGUCGAAAACUAGGUGCUGGUGCAUUUGGUACAGUAUUUCUUGGCAUGCUUAAAGAAAAUUCACACCUUGAUGACAGAGGAAUUGAAAUCUAUAAGAAAAUUAAGCUUUCCCUUCAUCAUAAAGUAGCUGUCAAAAGACUACACAAUCAAAAGGUGGAUGUGGAUAUUGACACCAACCGACUCUUCCGAACUGAAGUUGAAACAAUGUCGCAGUACGUGCAUGAAAACUUACUAGCUCUUCUCGCUUUUUCUGCAGAUGGACCUGACUGUUGCUUGGUUUACUCAUUUAUCCCUAAUGGUUCAUUAGAAGCACGGUUAGCUUGCGAGGGAGGAAGUCCACCGUUACAGUGGAAUCAAAGACUAGACGUCGCUCAUGGUGUAUCUAAAGCGCUUAUUCAUUUACACACUGGAGGAGCUCAACCGCUAGUUCAUCGUGAUGUUAAAAGUGCAAAUGUUCUCCUUGAUCACAACAUGAAGGCAAAGUUAGGAGAUUUCGGACUCAUUCGCAUUGGUGCAAGUGGACGGGGCUCGAAGAGUGUUGCAUUCACGUCGAACGUCUUAGGAACUUCAGCAUAUAUGGCCCCUGAAGCUUUCCGAGGAGAUAUAUCAGUGAAACUUGAUACCUUCAGUUUUGGAGUGAUAAUUCUGGAGCUAUUAACCGGACUUCCACCUUACGAUGAAGAACGAGAUGGAAAUGAUUUAAUUUCACACGUUGAUUCGGCUUUGGACGAAAUCGAAUUUAUCCAGCUUUUGGAUCCCAAGAUAUCUCCGUUACCCGAGGAUAUGGCUUCUGCAUUGCAUUCUGUAGCGUUAUCGUGCAUCCAGGAGAAAAAGCGAAGGCCCCUAAUGACACAAGUAUAUGCAGAACUACUGCAAAUUGAUCAGUCAGGUUUAAUAUCUAUGUAAAUAAAACAAAGAAGAAAUAAAUUUGCCAUUGAAACUUUGUAUUUCCAUGAUCAAGCACAACUGCCUGGCAAUACACUUAUUUCAGCUUC
Daphnia pulex (common water flea) is the source of this 1656-nucleotide messenger RNA. RefSeq names its product interleukin-1 receptor-associated kinase 4-like. Gene Ontology annotation, biological process: protein phosphorylation. The record is from RefSeq and is a predicted model, not a curated record. Gene Ontology annotation, molecular function: ATP binding; protein kinase activity. The transcript is spliced from 11 exons. Bases 188 to 1567 code for a protein of 459 amino acids. Lineage: Eukaryota; Metazoa; Arthropoda; Branchiopoda; Diplostraca; Daphniidae.